AUGAUAGAGGUGUUCCAAGGAUUCUCAAAGGCUAUUGGGAUUUAUGUGCACCCAGGGAAAUGCAAAUUGUAUUUUGGUGGUGUGUCACCAUACAUUAGGCAUGAAAUUGUUGGAAUCAGUGGCUUUACAGAAGGAUGCCUGCCAUUUAAAUAUUUGGGCGUGCCGCUGUCGAGUAGGAAGCUCACUAUUAAUCAGUGCAGACCUCUUGUGGAAAAAAUUAUCGUUCUUCCCAUUCCUCAAAAAGUAACGAAAGAAAUCGACGCUAUUUACAUAAGAUACCUUUGGAGUGGGACUGAUAUUAUUAGCAGGGAAGCUCUCAUUGCUUGGGAAAAGGUGGGUGAGCCAAGGAAUUCUUGUGGGCUGAACAUAACAUUGCUGCGGAUGUCGAAUAAGGCCACGAUUGGGAAAUUAUUAUGGAAUAUUCAUAUGAAGGUGGAUAGGUUGUGGAUUCAAUGGUUGGAUAUGUACUUCUUGAAAGGAGUAGACAUAAUGCAAUGGCAAGUGACUACUACUAGUUCUUGGAAUUUGAAACAUAUGGAAGGACAUACUUGGUUGGUUGCAAAUUACAAGAUAUCAAGUGAAUUUGAAUAG
Messenger RNA from Vicia villosa (hairy vetch), 591 nucleotides. RefSeq lists its product as uncharacterized. The record is from RefSeq and is a predicted model, not a curated record. The transcript is spliced from 2 exons. NCBI's taxonomy places the organism in Eukaryota, Viridiplantae, Streptophyta, Magnoliopsida, Fabales, Fabaceae. Bases 1 to 591 code for a protein of 196 amino acids.